GUCGCCAUAUGAGAAAUCAGCAUAUGAAAGAGCUUGGUAAAAUGGAAUCUAUUGAAUAUCCGUGAUUAUAGUUAGAGAAUCGAGAUUUGAUUUGACUACGACGCCAAUUUCUACAACAUAGCAACAGCUGUUGAACGUUGGCUUCAAAGUGGAUAGGAAGGAGAAGAGGCAAGAUAAAGAACAAAGAAUGAGAAAUUCCGUUACACACGGUGACGCAGAAAAGGGUCCAUUUGAUUGCUAGUAGUACUUAAUGUAGGAACGUAUGCGGUGUUACAUAAUAUUAAAAGAUGGAAGGUGUACCUGAUCCUUUGCAGACAUCGGAAUGUAAAAGUGAUAGUAAUUCAUUUUAUAAUGACGAGUCAAAAUUAUGGGUGAAAGAUGAAAUUAAUUAUUUUGAAAAUUCACUCCUCGAAAAUGAUCUGGCACUGGAAUCAUCUGGGAAAAUUUUCCACGAAGAAUUACAAAUCGGCGAAGAUCUGGCUGAAUCCACCAUUGACAUACAGGACGACAAGACAUUUGUGAAAACAGAAGAAUUAUUUCUUUUACAAGAAGAUUCUGAAACAAGAUGUGAAUUUCACAAGACCGAAGACGACGAUUCCGAUCAAUAUAUGUUACCGGGGGAAGAAAAGACAUUGGAAUAUAUUCCUCUGGAAUACAAAAUUAAGGUCGUCAACUUGGCCAAAGAGCAUCCAAAGUGGAGUCUUAAAACUUUACAAAAGAAUGGAUGCUCACGUUUAAAAUCUAUGAAGCUUUUAUAUCGGUGGAAAGAAGAUAUCAAGCGUGGAGGAACAAGAAUAGACAAAUACACCGCCAUUGAUUCCUGGACGUAUGAUCGCUUUGUGGAAGCCUGCAGAGCUAAUCACCAGCAGGUUACGACUAGGGAUUUGCAGCAAUGGGCGCUGACCGCUGCAAAUAAAUUCAAAGACUUUUCUUUUAAGGCAUCUAAGAGGUGGGUCUGGAAAUUUAAAAAGAAACACAAAAUCAAACAAAGAAAAUACACGAAGGAUGUAACUGCAAUAGAAACUGCCGCGAUGGAUAUAAAGAAAUAGAUUUUCUGGGCAAACGAGAAAAUUUGUAAUCUUCCACUUACACAUUUUGUCUGAUUAAAGCUUAAGUAUUUGUAAUCAUCUAAACAAUGCCUUUUGUAUCAAAAUAGGUAUCAAACUAAACCUACGGAAGACACACACACACACCCCCAUUAAUUUACAUAAAAUAAACCUUGUAAUUUCUAACUAAAACGAUGCAACAGAAUUAAUUGACGUAACCUGUAAUUUUAUCAUGACAUUUGUAUCUGUUGCGAAAUUGAUAUCAAUUUUAUUACGUUAGACUUAAUAUUUUUUACGCUAUAAUUGACUAUACAGUUUAAAUCAGUAAUCGGAAGACGCCAAAUUAAUUACUAAAAUAUUUCUCGAAAUCAACAUUGUGGAAUAUAGCUUUAAUAUUAAUAUUUUAAAAUACAUAAUUGAGAAAUAUUAAAUUUGACAUGGCGUUUCCCGGUUGCUAAUUCAAAUUGUGUAAUUAAUUAUAGCGUAAAAAAAAUCAAGUAUUUUAUAAAAUGUAAAAUUCUUUAUCUAAUUUUU
This is a messenger RNA of Wasmannia auropunctata (little fire ant), 1580 nucleotides long. RefSeq lists its product as uncharacterized. The transcript has 2 exons. The record is from RefSeq and is a predicted model, not a curated record. The coding region runs from base 288 to 1049 and encodes 253 amino acids. Lineage: Eukaryota; Metazoa; Arthropoda; Insecta; Hymenoptera; Formicidae.